Molecule: messenger RNA, 2598 nt
Organism: Seminavis robusta
Lineage: Eukaryota; Bacillariophyta; Bacillariophyceae; Naviculales; Naviculaceae
Source: the annotation of a GenBank genome assembly
AUGCAAAUGCCCACAGAGUCUCAGUCAGAGCGCACAACAGGACGUGUGGAACCAGGUGCCUUGGCUGUCAAUCCUUCCUCCUCCUCCUCCAAGUCUUUAUCGCACUCCAUCCUCACGGAUGUCAGUGCCAGCACCAGUCAAAUCAGUCUCAUGUCCAACAGCAGCAGCAGCGGUGGCAGGAGAACGCAAAGAGCGUCUUCUUCCAUCCCUCAAGAACUCAUGCCAUCAUCAUCACCAUCACCAUCAUCCUCACAAGUGACUAGCACCGGUAACCAGGAAGAGCAAACAAUGUCUAGCAGCAUGGCGGAACCACCCCAGGUGGGAGCCUAUGCCAUGAGAAACUCGGCCGUACCGGUAGUACACAAGCUACAGACCAUACCAGCUGGGUCUCAGGCGGCACUCUCACGGCAGGCACACAAGGCACCUCGUCCAUCCCUUGUGUACAAUACUUCGGAUGCCAGCAGCAGCAACAGCAACAGCAGAAGUACCGGUACCGGUACUCUCAAACGGCACAGCAGCAAAAACAGAAACAGCGCUUCAUCUGUAUCACUCCAUCAUCAGGCCAGGCUAGACCAAGAAGCCAAAUGGGGAGACCGACUGUCACGUCAAUCCUUAUUGCCAGGAAUCAUCGGGACGGUAACCAAUGAAGUCGAUGUAGACGAUCUCAUACUACAUGUACAGCAAGAAACGGACAAAAAGAGAAAUCUUUCUAGAAAGGGAGCCUGGUCGUCUCGUCCAAGGAUCAUUCCUUCAGACAACGGUCAUGGUACCGGUACCGGUACAGCUGAUACAGAUCAUCAAGACCGGACACUCCAGAGGGGACAAGGCGCAUAUGCUGACGAGGUAGAACGCGGACUGUCCGCAACAAACAUGGUGUCAGCUCACUUGGUGGUGGAGGAAGACCCAGAAGCUUCUCACAUUACUGUAGAGGAACGAAAUGAAAUAGUUGAACAAGCGCAAAGGGAGGCGGAAGAAGCCGUCCAUGAAAAAAUGAUGCGCGACAUGGUUCUGGCCGAAGCUGUGGUCGAAGAGGACGAUGGAGUUGCCAACAAGCGCAGACGUCGUCACCUUUGUUGCGGAGCCGUCUUGCUCAUCAUGAUCUUUUUGGGAGGCGCAUUGGCGGGGUCGCAGCCAUGGAACCGUUCAGACCACGACAGUCACGACAUGGGAUACAUUCCCCCUCCAGCCAAUAACCUCUGCACCGAUGCCAUUGCCAUGAAAGAGGGAACCGACAGCCAGUUCCAGAAAGGAACUACGCUGGGGGCUACCGACAGCAAGUUUCCAUCGUGUAACUCCCGUGACGGAGAUGAGUUCACGUGGGGAAUGGGGUCUGUCUGGUACAGUAUUGUUGGCACUGGUCAAGCACUGAGAGUCUCUUCGGAUGCUCAUACCAUGGUCGACGAGAAUAAUCAGACUGUUGUUUGGAGCACAGAGAUAUCCGUGUUUGCAGGGGAGUGUGGAAUGCUCUCUUGUGUUGGUACCGGUACCACGGAGGCAGAGUCCUCUUCUAUGCAGAACAUUGGUGACGGCAACGAUGAAGACACUAACGUCAGCUUCACAUGGUACGCAGAAACGGGAGUUCAGUACUUUGUCUGCGUGCAUGGAGAUGCACCCGAGGAAAUGUUCACAGGGUUUUCGGAAGAAGUAACGCAAGAUAUGAUGGCUGCUGGUGGAAUCGCUACGCUGAUCGAAGAAGUCAAUGGAAACAACAAUUCAACGUCGCCGGGUGUUGCCACGGCAGGAAAUUUCUCCCUCGCAGUUGAUGUGGCUGUUGGCAAUGACUUUUGUCCCGGAGCCGUUGACUUGGCCCUUGGUCCGGGGGAUGCUACAGUCAUCCAAGGAUCUACCAAAGAAACAACGUUGGAUGCUGACUUUGAGUUCUGUGCCGGCACCGAAUCUACAGCUGGAGGAGUCUGGUACCGUGUCAUUGGUACAGGAAAUCCCCUGGAGGUGAGGGUCGAUCCAGAGAAAGGAUUCAAUACGCAAGUUACAGUGUUUGAGCAAUCUGGUAAAGAUACGAUGAGUUGCAAUUUGUUGGACUGCAUUGAUGGUGACAGUGAGGCCUUUCAACAUUCCAGUCAUGUAACCUGGCCCAGCAAAUCAGGAAGUGCCUAUUACAUUCUCGUCCACGGCGUCUCUGGUGCGGGCGACUUUGAAUUGACUCUCACUCAGACCGUGAGCAAUGACGUGUGUGAAGGUGCUGUUUCAUUGGAAUCAACGAACAGCACCACCAGCAACCGCGUUGAAGGAACAACGGAAGGAGCUUCCCUGGUUGCUCCUCUAGCGGUGUGUGGUCAUGCUGUGCAUACGGGCGCUGGUGUUUGGCACAGAGUGGAAGGAACGGGGGAGUUGAUGCAAGUGUCGACUUGUGAUAUGAGCAUGGAAGAUGCAACGAGAGUCCUGGACAACACAGUCGUCUCUGUGUUUCGAGGUGAAGACUGUGCCAACCUGGAGUGUAUUGACGGCGACGAUUCAUCAUGCGGCACGCACGGUGCUGUAACAUGGGAAUCUGAAGUCGGUCAAAUGUACCACAUCCUGGUCAGUGGCAAAUUUGAAGAUGUUGGUGCUUUCCAACUGUCAUGGGGAACAGCUUAUUAA